Ochlerotatus camptorhynchus is the source of this 1570-nucleotide messenger RNA. RefSeq lists its product as uncharacterized. NCBI's taxonomy places the organism in Eukaryota, Metazoa, Arthropoda, Insecta, Diptera, Culicidae. The transcript is spliced from 4 exons. The coding region runs from base 59 to 556 and encodes 165 amino acids. The record is from RefSeq and is a predicted model, not a curated record.
UUGGCGGUUCGUUUUGCUCUUCACAUUUGAAAGUUUUUGAUCAAUUCCAGCGCGGAAAAUGGACGUUAAAUCAUUUCGGAUAAUCGGUUUGGUGUAUGUCGUGUUUUGCUGGAUGUUUUCCGCUCUUGGAGCCGUAUACUCAUUCCUUCACCUAGUCGUUGGAAAACCUUUCUGGGCCAAUAUCUUGUCCUACGAUGACGCUAUCAACACUGCGAUUGUCGCCUGCUUAUUCGUAUUCACACUGUCCUCGUUUUUUGUCGCAUUCGUGAAAGAAGGAAUCGAUGAGGGAAAGGCUUCCUUUAUCCGAAUAUACCGGGUUUUCGUGAUACUUCGAAACCUCGCACUGUCCGCUUUGUGGACCUACCAGUACGCUAUGCUGGAGGAAGCACGAAUUCAUGGAGACGCCUCGUCGAAAGUGAGGAAUGGUGACUAUAUCACCCUCGGGCUGUUUGUUGGAGCCAUAGUCAUCACCGGUUUGGAGCUGUGGAUUCUUAACGGUAUUCAGUGGUUAACGGAGCAGAAACUCGUCGAAGAGGAGUGCACUGAGGCGGCGUAGAAUCGUGUUUGCUAAUAGGGAAUUCUGUUAUCUAGUUACCCAGGGUUCCUUCGACUCAGUUCGCUGUAAAAAAAAAGGAUUUUCGGUAUGAUGAAAUCACUGAUUGUGAUCUUCUGAAAUUGAAAUUGACAGGUUUUAUAUGAGAAACACAUAUUAUAAAACCGCUUCUUAAAAUUUAAAAGUACAAAAUAUCAUCUUGGAAUCUUUUGAUUUAAUAAUUGAGUAAAAGUCUCCAUCAUCAAAUUCCACGGGUGUCCCCCGAAAGUGGCGAAAGUUUUACGGUAUGUAGAGUUUCGAAAAAUCGUCGAUUUCUCUUCAAACCUUGCUUGUAGUGGUGAGAAAAAUACUUAAUUUUAUUCUUUUUUAGUAAUAGUGACAUUAUACAGAAAUAAUGUUUCGGACAAAUAGCACCAUUAUUGAUAUUUUUAAUAGUGGAUUUCACCAUACAUUCUAAAGUCGACUUUCCACAAGCCCAUACGUUCAUAGGCGGCUCGCCCUCUGGUGGUGAGUACUGUCAGAAGCAGCAUGAAGCACCUAAUUCCGAAACAUAUAUUUUUCUAGCGGAGUGAGUGGAAGCAACCCUGUAGUUGAUUAUCUUUAACUUAAACGCUCACCAGACUAAGCAGCUACAACAUGUUAUAAGCCUAUAUUGAUGACUCUGUAGUAUGAACGUGGUAUUAGAUAUCAUAUCUUGAUGGACCCUACUGCGAUCCCAUACACUUAUUUUAAAAUGUACCGGUGUAAAAUGUAAAUGGUACCGCUGUACCAUCGGGUUCCAUCAAUAUCGUGUUGGAUGUAGAUUGUAAUUAUUUUCCAAAAGAUGGUUCCAAAAUUGAUGAACGAUGGUUUAAUUCAUCACAUAGUAAUCGUACUAUUGAACGCAAUAGAUCGUAUUUGAGUUAACAUUUUUUUUUUAAAUAUUCAUAGUAAUCCUAUGAUAAUGAGCAUGCCAUGCUCGGGGUAAUAACUUUUUUUUUCUAUAAAUAAUUUAUUUAAUAAGGUUAAAAAGUCCAA